UGUGUGUGUGUGUGCGUGAGUGAGUGAGUGAGUGAGCCGGCACUGCAUCGGUUCCUCCCUUUGCUCUCCGGGAUCCCUGCUCAUUCCAGACAAUCGGGAAUUACUUGCUACAAACCCUGCAGUGUAUUUGUGAUCGUGUGGGAGUGGGGUCGGUGGACGCAGAGCCCAAAAAACACACCCGGGCGCAAGCUCUCAGCAAUCAGCGCUCGCUCCGCUCGGAUACCUGGGAAAUGGUUUUGCGGAUGCCUCUGCUGACCUAACCUCAGCCUUUUUUUUUGUUGUGCUGCUUUGGUUGGAAGUUGGAUGUACAUUUUUCUGGAUUUGGAUAUUUCAAAAGGGUCCACAUUCCACACAAGAGGCAAACAGGAUAAAAUGGUGCCCCUGCAAAAAAGGGAUCAGUUUGACAACUUGGAGAAGCAUACACAGUGGGGGAUCGAAUUCGUGGAGAAGUACACCAAAUUUGUCAAGGAGAGGUCAGAGAUCGAAACCAACUAUGCAAAACAAAUUAGGAAUUUAUCAAAGAAAUAUCAACCCAAGAAGAACUCACGAGAAGAAGAAGAGAGCAAGUACACCUUCUGUCGAGCCUUCCUGACGACGCUUAACGAGUUAAACGACUAUGCGGGUCAACACGAGGUCAUCGCGGAGAACUUGACGUCCCAAAUCAUCGCCGAGCUUUCACGCUACUUGCAGGAGAUCAAGACCGAGAGGAAAUCGCACUUCCAUGAUGGGCGUAAAGCACAGCAGCACAUCGAGAGCUCGUGGAAGCAGCUGGAAUCGUGUAAAAGAAAGUUUGAGAGGGACUGUAAAGAAGCAGACAGAGCACAGCAAUACUUUGAGAAGAUGGACGCUGACAUUAACGUGACUAAAGCUGACGUGGAAAAGGCACGACAGCAAGCUCAGAUGAGGCACCAGAUGGCUGCUGACAGUAAGGGCGAAUACUCCUCCUACCUGCAAAAGUUCAACCAGGAGCAGAAUGACCAUUACUAUACAAUUAUCCCUAACAUAUUCCAGAAACUUCAAGACAUGGAGGAGAGAAGAAUCGAGAGGAUAGGACUGUGCAUGAAGACGUUCGCAGACGUGGACCGCCAAGUGCUGCCCAUCGUGGGGAAAUGUUUAGACGGCAUGACGAAAGCCGCCGAGUCCAUCGAACCCAAGACCGACUCAAAGCAAGUGGUGGAGUCUUACAAGUCUGGGUUCGAGCCCCCGGGAGAUGUGGAGUUUGAGGACUACGGCCAGGCCAUGAAGAGAACGGCGUCCGAAACCAGCCUGUCCAACUCCAGAGAGGGCAAAGAGAAGCCUGCUGGAAAGAGCAAGGGCAAACUGUGGCCUUUCAUUAAGAACAAGAACAAGCUUAUGUCCCUGUUAACGUCCCCCCACCAGCCCCCACCUGCCCCCCCAGCCUCAUCCCCGCCCUCACCCUCUGCUGUUCCCAACGACCCUCAGUCUCCCAAGCAACACAAGGAGCCCCUCUCUCACCGCCUCAACGACUUCAUGACCUCCAAACCCAAAAUGCACUGCCUCCGGAGCCUGAGGCGAGGGCUUUCUCUCAAGCUGAUCACACUCAAUUCCCACGUCCGGAAUCUCAUUGAGGGCUCCGGACCAGAAGACUUCAGCCACCUGCCACCAGAACAGAGGAGGAAGAAGCUGCAGGGCAAGAUAGAUGAACUGAGUAAAGACAUUCAAAAAGAGAUGGACCAGAGGGACGCCCUAACUAAGAUGAAAGACGUGUACGUGAAGAACCCUCAAAUGGGAGACCCAGCCAGCGUAGACCCCCGCCUAUCAGAAAUAGGGCAGAACAUCGAGAAGCUCCAGUUUGAGAUGCAGAAAUUCGAGGGCUGGUUAGCAGAGGUGGAGGAGAGGAUGCCAUCCAAGAGCGAUACACACCGGAGAAGUGGACUCUAUGAGACCCAGAACAACACAACAGUGAGCACCAACUGUGCGCAGGACAGAGAGAGGCCCUUGAGCAGCCCGGAUGGCAGCUACACAGAGGAGCAGAAUUCAGAGACUCAGGUCAAAGCAACACCCAUCCCCAACACCACCUCCACCACGCCAGAGUUCGACGACGAGUUUGACGACGAGGAGACCCUGCCCACCAUCGGCACCUGCAAAGCCUUGUACCCCUUUGAAGGUCAUAAUGAAGGUACUAUCUCGGUGGCAGAGGGGGAGCUGUUGUAUGUCAUAGAAGAAGACAAAGGAGACGGCUGGACACGAGUGCGCAGGAACGAGGACGAGGAGGGAUACGUCCCCACAUCCUACGUCGAGGUCUUUUUGGAAACAAAUGCCAAAGAUUCCUAAAAGUGUGAGGCUGGCUGAGGAAUGGCAGGGCAAGCAGCCUCGGAGAAAACCACCAUGUUCCUCAUAACGCUCACAGAGUCAGAGAGAGAGAAAGUGAAAGACGACCUGAAUCUAAAAGCAUCUCAAUUUCCAAACCGUUAGAAAAAAAAAAAACAAAAAACAAAAAAACAACAACUUAUCGGCAGUGUUGCGCUUCCUCUGCAGAGCCCGGCGGUGUGAAGCAACGCUAAGAGAAAUCCAUCUAAAUUUUUAGCGCCCAUAACCUUUCCAUUCUUAACACCCAUACAGCAGUAACAACCACGGUAUACAAUUUGCUUCUUUGUUGUUUUUCAGCAGAGCUUUGCUUCUUAAUGUAACUAACUCCGCUUUUUACCACCGCGGCGCGGUCAUGAACGUGGCUGUUGGCUUCCUCGCUCUGCCACUUCUCCUUUUCCUUACCUUUGCCCUAUUACACACACACACACACACAUACACACACACACACACAUGGCAGAGGGUGUGGUCAGAGACAGGACGGAGACCAGCAGGAGCCCAGGGACAAAUGACAAGCUGGAGGACCCCCCCCGCCCCUGCUCCUCCUCCUCCUUCUCCUUAUCAAACACCUUCAUCUAAGGUUGUGUAUGCAUCUCCUCACUCACUCAUUGACUCCGGAAGGAAUCGUCCGCCUACACGUGGGGCUGGGAAAACCUCACGUUCACCCCUCUCACCAAAAUCAGCUCCCAUGUUUGCAGGUUUCACCCAACAAGAAGAAACGAAGGUGCUAAUCAUCUAUCUGUACAUGUGCUUCUGGUUUAUGUUUGAGCUGAAUGCCUGCGUGUGUUAUUUGAAAGUCUCUGUGUGUUGCCAUGUCCCGUUUUUCUCCACGCCAACGUCAAUCCAUAUCCACAACCGAAUGGACGGAAGAGAGAUGAAUGAUGGGUAUUUCGCCAUCACCCUCAUCCACAUGUCUUGUCACUGGUGUCUGCUCCUCUCUCUGACCACACCUCCUCUCCCCCUCCUCCCCCCUCACCUCCACAGCCCUUCCCUCCUCAGGCGGCGCAGGCUAACCCCUUGGCUGCUUUGAGCCCUCCUUUGCAACAGCUCGGGGCGGCGGCCUCUCAGCGUUGUGGUGUGCUGCAUGCUUGCCCUGUCUUCCUCCUCGCCCCUCUGCUGGCAGCCCGGAGGUGGCGGGGGUGUUCGCUGCGUCAGCUUACGCCCCCUGCCUCCAGCCUUUCUGUUCAGUUAACCCUCAUUGCCUGGUCGUACUGUUUGAAUUAACCUGAAUGUCACUAUUUGGGUUCGGUGCCUGUGGUUCAUUUUUUUUUAUGUUAUAUCUCUUUUCCGUUGUCAGCUCAGAAAGCAUGUUUCUCUGUUUUUAACAGUGAGCGAGUGAUCUCCUCCUCCCAGUGUUCCCCAGUUUAAUAUCAAAACUGUCAGAAAAGGACGAUAGGGACCCGAAAUGUUGUCUUUUUGAACGAUCUUAUGCAUAGGUAGGUCAUGGAUGUCUUGUGCAUUUGUUAUACUGUAAGUACACAGUACAGUAUGUAUGUAAAAAUAUUGUAUGUGUCGAUCAGAGUGUCUAACGCAAGUUGUUGUUAGUUCACAGUUUAUCACCUCGUGGAAACACAAAACUGUCUUCUGCUUGAUCCAAGCAACAGUUUACCCAAAAAUAAAACCUAUGAGGAUAUUAGUUACAAACCCGAAGUUGUCAGGAUGGUACAACCACUGUCUACUGUAUAUGAAAAUAUACUGUGAUUCUCAUUUUCCUGUGACUUUCUGACUGAAAUGUGACGAGAUGCAGAAUCACCUGUUUUCGGGCCUUAACCGGGUUUCUGUUCUGUUCACUGAGAGAAUGAUGCUGAUGUUAGCUGUGGCGAGGUGAAAGGAUUAAGAUGUGAUUGUCUCAAAAGUUUGGGGGAAAAUUUCAUAGUUUUUUUUUUUUUUUUUAAUCAUGAAACUGUCAGACGUUAGGAAUUACAGUGUUCCCACUGAUUCCCCCUCUGCUCAACGGCACAUAUGUGAUUUUAACAAUUUUUGUUUUGUAUUUUAUGAUGACUGAGAUUUUUUUUUUUUUUCUUUAAGCUGGAAAUCUAUGUUGUAGCUUAUUCUGCCUGAGCGGGACUAAAAUCCCUUAACUGCAAAUAUGAGUAACAAUGACAUUGUUUUGUUUUUUGGAUGAAGCCAUUGUUGAAUAUUCAUCUGAUGCAGAAAAUCAUGAGCGAUUGAUGUAAUGACCAUUUGGACACUUGAUGGAAGCAAUGAUCAAAUCCCUGCUGUGGUACAGAAUCAAGCUUAAAAGUAUUAUUUGCUUUUCGCCACCCAUCACUUCAUAUGUCAAGAUGUCAAACAAGCCACUUUUGUUUGUUGAAUUGUUUCUGAGUGAUAAAUGACGAGAUAAAUCUAAUGAGGCACAAAUCACCGCUUUGAUGCCAUCUGCCUGCCAGCAGUGCUCUGCGACGAGACCACCACAAACCUUCGAAUCGAUGCCCCAGAAUAACCUGCCUGUACAGUGGAAAUGGCGCGUUGGAAUUAGAGAGAAUAUAUAUGAAUAUAUAAAUAAAGUUUAAAAAGGAAAACAUCUAUUUUAACUAUUGAGAGUCUUACCAUUACUUUAUCUGCUUUGCAAAGUAAGACUUCUUUUCCUUUGUAAGGUCUACCAAAUGGUGUGUUUUUGCACUUUUUCGUUUGUGUUCCAUUUGGUAGCCCAUGCUUGUGUUUUGGAGCACUGAAUACUUUGUAUUGUGUUUACUGUGCCAAUUAAAUAUGCCUGGAAAGUAAA
Messenger RNA from Thunnus maccoyii (southern bluefin tuna), 5053 nucleotides. RefSeq names its product formin-binding protein 1 (gene fnbp1b). Gene Ontology annotation, molecular function: protein binding. Gene Ontology annotation, biological process: endocytosis; signal transduction. The transcript has 18 exons. The coding region runs from base 304 to 2295 and encodes 663 amino acids. Lineage: Eukaryota; Metazoa; Chordata; Actinopteri; Scombriformes; Scombridae. The record is from RefSeq and is a predicted model, not a curated record.